Tachyglossus aculeatus (Australian echidna) is the source of this 1525-nucleotide messenger RNA. It is a transcript of the gene RABGGTB, whose product is annotated as Rab geranylgeranyltransferase subunit beta. Gene Ontology annotation, molecular function: Rab geranylgeranyltransferase activity. Gene Ontology annotation, biological process: protein geranylgeranylation. The transcript is spliced from 9 exons. The record is from RefSeq and is a predicted model, not a curated record. NCBI's taxonomy places the organism in Eukaryota, Metazoa, Chordata, Mammalia, Monotremata, Tachyglossidae. Gene Ontology annotation, cellular component: Rab-protein geranylgeranyltransferase complex. The coding region runs from base 78 to 1073 and encodes 331 amino acids.
CGCCCCGCUGUUGCGCAUGCGCCGGGGGAAUAACCUCUGGCCCGCCCGCGCGCCUCGCUGUCCUUUUGGGCGCAGACAUGGGGACGCCGCAGAAGGAUGUAGUAAUCAAAUCUGAUGCUCCGAGUACACUGUUCCUGGAGAAACAUGCUGACUAUAUUGUGUCAUAUGGAUCGAAGAAAGAUGAUUAUGAAUAUUGUAUGUCUGAAUACCUGAGGAUGAGCGGUGUCUACUGGGGGUUGACAGUAAUGGAUCUUAUGGGUCAGCUUCAUCGGAUGAACAAAGAAGAAAUCCUUUCAUUCAUCAAAUCGUGCCAACACGAGUCUGGAGGAAUAAGUGCUAGUAUAGGACAUGAUCCCCACCUUUUAUAUACACUGAGUGCUGUCCAGAUCCUUACACUUUACGAUAGUCUCCAUGUUAUCGAUGUAGAUAAAGUUGUUGAAUAUGUACAGAGUCUACAGAAGGAAGAUGGUUCAUUUGCUGGUGACAUAUGGGGAGAAAUCGACACACGAUUCUCUUUCUGUGCUGCAGCAGCGUUGGCCCUAUUGGGGAAAUUGGACGCUAUUAAUAUGGAAAAGGCUGUAGAAUUCGUGUUGUCCUGCAUGAACUUCGAUGGUGGAUUUGGCUGCAGACCUGGGUCUGAAUCCCAUGCUGGACAGAUCUAUUGUUGCACAGGAUUUCUGGCUAUCACUGGCCAGUUGCACCAGAUCAAUUCGGACUUGCUGGGUUGGUGGCUUUGUGAGCGUCAGCUGCCAUCCGGAGGGCUCAACGGACGGCCAGAGAAGUUGCCAGAUGUGUGUUACUCUUGGUGGGUGCUAGCAUCCUUGAAGAUAAUCGGGAGGCUUCACUGGAUUGAUCGAGAGAAACUCUGUGCCUUUAUUUUGGCUUGUCAAGACGAGGAGACGGGAGGGUUUGCAGACAGGCCAGGAGAUAUGGUGGAUCCAUUUCACACAUUGUUUGGAAUUGCUGGCCUGUCACUACUUGGGGAGGAACAAAUAAAGCCUGUGAAUCCUGUCUUUUGUAUGCCUGAGGAAGUGCUGCGAAGAAUAAAUGUUCAGCCCGAACUAGUGAGCUAGACCUGUGAGAUGCAGAGACCACUGGAUGGAACAGCAGCAGUGAUAUUCCUGCGCAUUUCACUCAUUGCCUAUGUACUUUUUCAUUUCGAUGUGAUUGCCAUUAAUAUAGCAACAAAAUGAUCACUUAUGUAGUGAAUCUGUUAAUAUUUUGUACAUGAUUUGUCAAGUAGUUAAAAAUUGUAUAGUCAUAUUAAUUUAAAGUCUAUAUAUAAUGUAAAAAGCUAAUAUAUCUUCAUGUAAGCUGUAUUCGAUACGCCAUUAUUUUGAUAGUAACAGUAUCCUGGCGAUCAGUAGUUAGCAUCCGACAAUAUCAAUCUUAAAAACACUUGACCCUUCUGGCAUGCGUUGAAUAAUGUCAUCUUCCAGGUGAAAUACCAUAUCUCUUCUAAGGAGUGGGAAAACAUUUCUUUGCUAUUUUGUGCACUUAGAAUGUCAUUUGUCUUUGGGAAAUC